GCCAUCUUCCUGGUGAUUCCUGAAGCAGGAGAAUGGCUGUUGAUGAAUGCUAGACAUAACUAUCCAAAGGCUACCAGUCUGAUUGGGGUUGGGGAGGAUGGGAAUGGGAUGGCAUGACUUUGUAUCCUGUGCUAAAGAAAAAGCUUCAAAGUAACAUAGAUACUCAUUUAUGUUGUUUUUCCCCCCAGAGAUGAGGGUCUGACAAGGCCCACUCUGUUGGCUACAACAGCAUGUUUAUGCUGUGCCCUGCUGCUGGCACACAUGCAGACAGAGAAGUAUUGCCAGGGCAGGAAUACCAGUUCUGUGUAUAAAGAGAACUGCGACAAAACCAGCUCAAAGUAAUGCUCCCUCUUUAUUUUCCAUACUUUCCCCCCGCCCUCGGUUCCCUUCCUCUGCUUCCCAAGAUUGUACUUAACGGUAAGGCUCUUGGGUCUCUUGUAAGAGCCUUCUUUGUGGAGCUCACCUGAUGUCACACACCACAGACAAACAACCUGGAGAGGUGGGCUGUGGGGUGACUGGUGGGCUGUGGCAACAGGAGAUGACCCUGUGGCAGUGAGACUGAACUGUGCGGGUAUGAUCCCUACCCCUAAGACUUGAGAAUUCCCUUCUGUUGACUGCAGACAUGGUCCUCCUCUGCUCCACUGCUGAUGGGUGUUCCAGUGUCCAAGUGGAGAAUCCAGAUUACUAUUUUUCCCCUUUUGAAUAAGAACGUCUUUACUGAACUCAAGGCAUAAACUCAGUUGCUUUGGCACUGAGGCUUUUGGAAUGUUUCUGCAAGCAGAGCUUUUGAUAAUUGGCUGGUGUGUUUUUCAAAACACAACUGUUUUGUUAUCUGCCUUCUCUGAAAAUGGAGUCCAAGUCUGUCAGGCAAUCAGAAUGAAUUUUUGCAGCUGCCAAAGCAGAACUGUCAAAUGCUUUUACACCCUUUCUGGCUUAAACCAGGGGAGAGGAUUGAUUUAAAACAGGCAGUAGAAGGUGCUUUAUGGAGAGGGCAGGUUGUGGGUGAGUUGCAGCAGAAUGCUGCUUGUGUGUUUGCACUAGUGCAGGUAAGCAUGGUCUGAAAAUUACUUGCCUAAUCUGAAAUGCUGUUAACUUAUUAUUUACGUCUUUAUUUAAGAACAGGCUGAGCGUAUGAACAACAUCAAAUUCUCAGGCACAGGUCAGAUGCUUGGAAAAAUGCAUUUCUGUGAAUUUGCGGCCAAAAGAUUUAGUGGCAUUAGAAAGCUUAAAUAUGUAGAGUGGGAAUAUUUACAGCUCUGCUGUCAAAGAUAAAAAUGUACAAAAGCAAUUAAUCCUAUCUUCCAGGGCAUUCCCAAGUAGUCCUGUCUUGCAGUCCUCCCCCCAUACAUCUCCCACAGAGUCCCAGUGAAUGACUGGGGACGCAGAUACUCCUGGAUAAGAUAUUUAAAGUUCCCAAAAAGUUCUUUAGUGAGGUGUUGGAGUUUUUCAGGGGUUCAACCCCAUCUCCCUGAAGUCCCAUGGUGCCAGAUGGCUGGUUUGUACUCUGAGCAGUAGGCACUAGGCUUCCUCAUGGAUCCGAGGUCUGUGCCAGACUGGUAUUAAUUUGUUGCUUCUUCCAUGCUAUAUAUUUUAUUAUAUGUAGCAAUAGAAGCAUUGGAAGGUGGAGUUUUGUGAAUGUGGUUUCCCGGUGAUGAAGCCAGUAAAACCAGCUUUGCAUGAAGGAUAUGUCUCCUUAGAGGGAUUUGAUUUCCAUGCUGAAAUAUUUUGAUUAAACAAUGCAAAACUAGCUGUGGCAGGCUACAUGCUUGCUUUUGGCUUGUGUGCUCAGACAAGAGUCACACCUGCGGUCCUUUGAAAGACAAAAGAGGUGAGGCCAACGUUUUCUGAGGACCAAUGUGUCCCACAAGUUUUGGUCACAGGUAGUGGAGACGCUGAUGAUGAGGAGCUGUGAGAGCUGAAUUCCAGAAUACCAGAUUGCUUACUGGUUCUCCAGCUGAACCUUCACCUCCUGUUUUCACCUGCAAAAUUGGUCAAUUUGAUAAUGUAAACAUGAUGCACAGGAGCAGAACAAGGCAGGUGCUUUGUCUCUAUGUGUCCUUCAGCCUGAGCUUGUCCCCUGAGGUGCACUUGCAGGAUGAUAGGGGACCACUGGGGUAGGAAAGGGGUGUUAGGGGUCUCUUGUCUGGUUAUGGGGACAGUCUUGUCUGAUUAUGUCUGUCUUUACCUCUUCCUACUAAGGAAACAAAAGGGUGUUUUGGACACGGUGUGUGAGGGAGGACUUAAAGAAAUUUUUUUGUCAGUCUCAAUGAACUCCUAAAACAUUCUGUGGUAAACAGCUUCACAGAUCUCUUAAAUGCAAAAAGCAACUCAGAAUUUAUUUUGAACUUUCUGGGGCAUUGCUGUAAAAAUAAAUACCUAAGUUAAUGACUCAUUGUUUUUACAGUUGUAAUUUUGGUCAUUCUCAAAUGCUAGUAGACUUUCAAAGCAAAAACGCUGACCCUCUGCCUUAGUAUCUCGUUAGUUUUCUGGUCUUGACAUGACCUUAUGUUCCUUGUGCUAAUCUUCCUGUCCUCUAGAGGGAGAAGUAAGUUCUUGCUCAGAGUGUGUUGGAAAGUGUUAAGGCUCCCUUAAUAUGUGAAAAGUGCUGUUGAUGUUUCAAUUCUCUGCAUAACUUUCUAUAAAUUUUGAUGGAUUUGCACAUGCACCUACAACUUUUAUUUGUUUGGGGUUUUUUCUCUCGAAUCUGUAGUUCUUGGACAAAGUUUUAUAGUUCGAGGUCAUGGGGGCAUAAUUUGUUCUGGGCCAGGCCGGGCCUGCAGCAGUGGUAUUAAUGCUGGGUUUAGGAAGAGGUUCUAGAUGGCACUUGACAAACACUGAGGAGACUUCUUUCCCCUUGUACAUAUGAAGGCUCAUGGUGAGAAUCUAAAAAAUGCUAAGGGGGUACUUCUUCAGAUGUCCAAAUUCACAAGCAUAAACACCCAUCUUUUGUGUAAUGCAAUGUUUAGCAAUUGUUUUGCCACAAUCACUAGCCCUGAAAACAGUUCAAGUUGCUCUUUUUUUCUUCCUUUCCCCACCACCCCAACAUGGUUGUUUAUUUUCAAAGGACUGACAUAAGAACAAACUUGGCCCUUCUUCCUGACAUGCAACAGCCUGCCUCCAACCUCUGCAGACUGUGUGGAACUGCAAGCUCUCCUGAGACACGAUGUGAAUGCUAGACCUAGCCUACAGUAGUGGGUUCAAGGCUAUCUCUCUGAUCUAGCCCAGAGAUCCAUGUCUGCUUUGGAGCUUGCAAAGGCCACGAGGCUGGGACUUGCAGUUGGAAGGUAUUGCUUGGGGUUUUGUGCAUUUAUAGUUUCUUUUUUUUUUUUUUUCCUUAAAAAAAAGCAAACAGCAGGCUAUGGUUCCAGCAGGUUGCUGCAGAGCAGGAUGCAAGAUGAACAGUAACCCUUCUCCUGGCAUUAGUGCUGGGUAAGGCCUGGCAUUAGGGCUAGUGAUGGGGACAUGAAAGUUUGAUCCAUAGCUAUCUUCUGGAGAUCCAGAGUAUUUAAUUGGCAUUCCUGCUCUUAAGCAUUAUUUUAAUCCCUUUACCUACUCUGAGCCUCAACCCUUGAAGCCUGACAUGAGCCCUGUGCUCUGGGAUGUCACUCCCCUCCCACGCUCAGUCAGGGCUGCUUUUCUGUAGCUGACUGCAGCCCCCCACACAUCAGGGCCUGAGGACAGAUUUAGUUCUUUCAGUCUGGAGUGCUAGCCCCAGCUCCAACUCUAGCCUUACCCUGAAACAGGAAAGUCCUGUAUUCCCCAGACAUCAUUCUGGGUUGUAUGAUCAGCACCAGCUGCCAUCCCAAUCUGCUGGCACCUAAACAAGCAAGAAACAAAGCUGGUUCUGCAGCCCCUUCACUCCAUAAUCUAAACCGGUGAUCAGACAGAGCCAGCAGCUUGCCAAGCUGGUACUGUCCAGAAUCAGCCUAGCUUGGUGGUACUUCUAGGAUCCAGAAAUGAAAUUAUCUGUGCAUUCCUCUCUGUCCCAUCCUGGGACUCAGGAUGGGCAGCUCUGUAAAGUCUGAGUGGAUGUUUGUACUAUAAAAAAUGAUGCUGAAUUCUGAGCGGGGAGAUAUUGCCUGUCUGCCACCAGCACUUCGGUUAGGGGUGUGGGCAGCAGCUCCGAAAAGGUGAUAUCUUUCUGAAUUCUUCACUGUGCAGAUUGAUGUUUGUACGGUAUGUAAGUUACGGUCAUCAUGUUGGUAAGGUUGCUGUUAACCUACAAAUAGUCAAAGCAGGUUGGAGUCAAGGUUUGGAGAGGUAGGGCUGGGUAAGCAGGCUUCUCACUAGAUCUAGUGAGGAUUGAGUGUCAAAUUGAGGUCAGAUGUGUUGAGUUGUUUGGCAUAAGGUUUGCUCUGAGGUGGUAAGAGGACCGGUUUUUGUCCACAUACCAGGGUUCGAUUUGGGAUGUCCAGAGCCCAGAGAACUGCAAGUUGGCAGGAUGAGAUGAAGGCUAGUGCUGACUAGAAAUGGGGAACAGAGGGCUUCCUGGUUGUUGCUGUUUAAAAGAAAAAGUUUGUGUUCUUGAUAUAAAGUGUUGCUUUUCAUACUUUUAUACUUCUGAUUAGAGAAGAAACUUGAGGAAUUGUUUGUCCUCUGUUCUUGUCAGGUUUCUCAUUCCGUGGUCCUCAGAAAGGCAUGAGCCUGUGGAGAGUUAAGUGUGCAUUUGUUGCAGAGCAUUGUGUCUCUUUGGGCUACAAACAGGCCUUUUUGUGGACUUGAGAACUACCACCGUGCAUGGUAGACCUCAGAUCUGACAGAUACUUGGGCCCUUGAGGAAAUGUAAGGGGGUAGUACCGUACAUGUAUGAAACAACUUGCUUUAAACAACUUACUUUGCUCUAAUAGUGGUGGAUACAGGAAAUAGUUGGUCUUUUGGUGGUAGCUCAAGUGCUGGAGCAGCAGGCUGGGUAGCCAAAGCUUGAGGGGAAAGAGCAGUUAAGCAGGAGGAGAAGGGGUUGCCACUUUGUUGUUCUCCAUCCCCUUUUGCACUGUUGCUUGUUCUGGACGUUGUCACUGAUAUAUCCACCAUGAUCUGAGUGCUUUCCAGUCCCCCUGCCUUAUUGGUCCAACCUGACUUAAGCUCCUCACCUUUACCAUGGAGUACACACCACAACUACAUUUGGGGAAAAACAAAGAAACAGCAGGGAGAGCUGGAGACUCUUUUCAGGGCAGUUUUGACUUGUUUGAAAAGCCACUCCCUGUGGGGGUAUGUGGUUGAGGUGGCAGAUUUGCAGGGACUUGCCUCCAUGACAUCAGGCAUAUUGGUGCAGCACAGAGUACGUAUCAUUAUUAGGGAUGGGUAGGGACCAGACCAAGGGCUCAAUCUUGCUAAAGGCUCAACUCCUGCUGCAGCUGAUGGGAGUUGUACUUUAAGGCUGGCUUCGAAUGGGGCUGAGGAGUUUUCAGCUGAAGGAGACACAGGGUUUCUUGGUCGUGUCAUGUUUUUGAUGUACUAGCACAUUAGUGUUGAUGCAGUAGAAGAAAGUGAGUGGUUCCUCCAAAGUUGUUUUUAAAGCAUUUAAAAGAACUGUUCCAAACAAUCAGUUGUGUGCUUUUUUCUUUUUCCUGAGCUUCUAAGAAUUACUACUUAUAUCCCUGAAAAAACUGAAAAAUAACAAAAUACUCUAUUUGUAAUGAUCUCUUUUCAACCAUCCAAAGUGAUUGCAUUAAGAUGUAAUUCAACAUUUUACACAUGUUAGGUGGUGGAGAGAAAAGCCAGUCCUGCUCUUUUCCCAGUGUUGAACAAGCUUCAGCCUGCAAUGGAAGUUGUUUAUUUAUUUGAGAGAGAAAAAAGAAGGACAAAAUUUGUUAUUGCGUAAAGGAGUCAAAAACCAAUUUGAACUUGCCUUCAGCGCUGGCUUUCCAAGUACUUCAAUAUAAAACUUUCCCAAGAUCCUGGUAAGUCCCUGUCAAACAUGUUUUAUGGAAUAUUUCCUCUCCCACAGGUGAACCAGGAACACUUUCUUGUCAUUUUUUUCAUUUGGAGAAACCAGUAACAAUGCCCACAGUUGCUACUGCAAAGAGAUUUCCGCUUAAGUGAACAGAAAUGAGAUGUAGGCUUUCUGCGACCAGCCAGGCCCUUUUAUGGGAAGCCCAUCAAUUACACUAAGUACUCUGUGGCUGCCUAUGGGUUUUGCUGUGCAGAAUUAAAGGAUUUUUUGUGUGUUUGUAUGGGAUUAACAAUGUUGGUGCUGUUUCCAUUGCUCAGUGUAUUGUUCUGGGAGAUGUUUAAUGAGUGCAAUUUAUUGACGAUCAGUGAGGCCGGGUGAUGCAAUGUUCUGGCUGGGGUGGUGAAGUGUUGGAAAUGGGAGCUGAGAGUAAUUAAAUCAGUUUGGUGUCAAGGCUUAAAUAAAAAUGAAGUGUGUUUUGAUCAAGUCUUGAAGGUAGCUGUUACGACUAAAGCAGCCAGGAGAACCUGUGGUUGUGUACUGAAAGGAAAGGGGACAAAUGAGGGAGAAAAAUAAAAUGAUGCAACUGAAAUCCUUCAACAUGUGGCACAGAUUGCAUACAGCCAUCCACUGGUGUGUGCUGUGCUGUCAGCCAUGCAUGCCUUUGGGGUGUCAGUGCACCUUGAGCCAGCUCUCACAGUUACAUUAGCCAGGGCCGGGAAGGGAUGUAAGCUCCCAGACCAGCACAGCAGCUCUUGGAAAAGCCUCCAGUGGGUCAUCUCUUCUGGGAGUUUGCUUUUUACACAAGGGACAGUGCAGGCAAAAGACACAAAUAUUCGUGUGGGAAGGAAGGCACGACAAAACUGUAGCUUGUUAGGAGUGGUUUUACUUCCAGGGUAGCUGUAGCCUCGCAUCUCUGAGUGACUCCUGGGCUAUUGGAUUUGGUAGCAUUCAUCAAAGUGCACAAGACAAGAUGAUUGAACUUCUUGUGCUUUGGAGAUGAGGCUGUGAUGUCCAUCCAUCUUGUAUUCCAGUUUGGCUGGGGACUGUAGUACCAUGUAGAUAAGUCUAAGAGAAAAGGCUGCAGAGCUCUUUCAGCCUUUCUCAACAGGAAGACCAAAAACCUGAAUGAAGCAAAUGGCUCGAUGGGCAUGGGUGAGCAGCUACACAGCUCUGGCCUACCAGGGAGUUUUUUUACAGACUAUUUACGGACCAGUUUGGCAGUUGUCAGCAUUUGUGGGAGAGGUGAGUGUAAAGGAGUGGUUUAAAGGAGGAUGGAUAUCUAGCGUGACACCUGGAAUUCCUCUCAUUUGUAAGAGGAGGAUGAGCAACCUUUGUGGGCAGGAGAUGGACAGCAGGGGAUGUACUGUUUCCAUUUCAAAAGGAGGAUUCCUCUGCAUCCCUCUUGCAAGUUACAGUGAAACCAUUCCAAAUGCUACGGGCCAAAUUUUUAUUCUCAGUUACACCCAUGCAACCUUACUGAAGUCAGCAAUUGUCUGUUUUGCAACCAUUGCCUGAUGCAAUAACUUGAGGGUUAUGUAUCUUACGGGUUCAAGAUGUGCUUGCAUUCCCAGCAUUGUGACAGUGAAUAACGCUGGACAUGGAAUUGCUGUUGCCUGAGUAAUUGCUGAAGAAUAACUGAGGUCAGUAGUGUUGCAUGGUUGUAACUAACUGCACAGGGCAGAGAACACUCGUGCGGUAUCUGGGAGUUCAUUGGGACCCAGGAGAGACCGACCCAUCUCUCCCUCCAGCUGGAAUGCCACUUUCCCACAUCAGGCACUCCCUUCAGUAAUUAUACCCUUUUUAGACUCACCCUUUAGCAAUUACUUGCCUAAGCCCUGCCUCAAACUGACAUCAUUGGAAAGUCCAAUAAAAAUACGGCAAGCUUUCAAACCAUCCCAGGAAAGCAGAACGCUGUAUUAUUAGCAGUAUUUCAAUGUAGGUGCUUUGUGAUGAUUUUCUUAACCUUAUCUCUUAAUAGGAAGAGUUUGAGUUCCCUCACAGCAAACAGCCUCAAGGGUCAGCGAAGUCCCUGUCUCAUCUUCAGUGACGUACUGGCCUGAAAGGGCUCCAUAUCGGUUCCUUUCUUUUUCUUCUUCUUCUUCAGAAGGUACUGAAGACCUUCUUCUGGAAGACCCAAUCUUAAGCUUCUCAGACCUCAAAAUAUUGGCCAUUACUAAGUCAGUAGUUGCCUUGGUGCUUGUUUUUCAAAGUAUUUCUAAGUUCCUCUUCCUUUCUGUUUUGGUUUUGUUUUGUUUUGUUUUGUUUUUUUAAUUUUAUUUUCAAGUUGACCACUUAUUUGAAAACACAAAGGCAUAUUCAGGACUUGUACUUGCUCUGGGAGAGAGGGAGGCAACAGUAGCUUUCUUUACUUUUUAAAUGAAAUUUUUUUUGGAGGGAGGGUGUAAUAAAAUUCAAAUUAUUCCAUGGAUUGGAUCCUCUAUAAGGACAUAAGAAGUUAUCACUAUUUUUGUUACAGGUAAAGCUGAAAAGUUGAACCUGAAUCAGAGCAAAUAGUUGAGAGUUUUGAGGGUUUUUUCCAUUAUGGUCCUGUCUGAACUGGCAUACAGCUCAUCCGAAUGACAUCAGAUUUUUGGGGGGGUUGGUUUUUUUAAUUCUUGGUUUGCAUGGGAACAGUACUCCAGAAAAGAAUUUUCCAAACAAAUAAUAAGAAAGGAAACUAUGUGCAGAAAAAGUCAUGGAAGCUAAUUGGAAAUUUUGCAGGGAACGAUUCCUGCUCUGUAACACCUGAUGAUGGAAGCAUGAGGCUUUGCAAUUGUAAACAGAUUUUCUUUCCGCCCUGCUUGGCAGUCGCCUUCAUUUUUUGGGUGUAACCCUUUCAUGUACCCAGCUGCACUCCCCAUUCCCACAGCUAGGCAUGCUGGGUAAACCUUUUGAUCUCACCUUCUAGCCCUUUGCUUGCUUGCAUUGUGUUUAUUACAACUUUUUCAACUCCUCCGGACCAGGGCGUGAUGGAUGAUCCUGGAGGAUCUGCCCUCUAGAUCUCUGUGAUUGUACUGAGUUGAUGGUUUCUCCCUGACAGGUGCAGGCAUGUUGAUUUAAAACCAAAACAAAACAAAAAUCUUUUUAGUAAAGCGAAACCUACCUGGUGUUAACUCCUUCCUCUGCAGUUGUACUCAGGGCAGGAGCGCGGAGGCUUUACUUGGCUUCCACUUCUGCCUCUGACACCACCAUCUCUUUGAAUUGCAAAUGCCUCACGUUGUAUUGGCUCUUGUCAUUUGGUACCAGCAGUGGCUGUUCCUCCAGAAGUAGGAUGCAGCAACCCCUAAGAGCGCUGUAGCUCUUAGCAAUGUGCUUCUACUUUUCCAUUGUUCUCUGUGGGUUGUUUUGACUUGGUUUUCUGUGGUACUGACCCACUGGCCAUGGAAGUCGAGGGGCUUCUCCCAAAGCUUGCAGCAGGCUCUGGGGAGUUGUCAAAUCAAACCCUAUACUCAUGGCAGAGUGAAAGCCCCUGUUAACAUAUAUCUCUGUGCUGUGCCCUGAUUGAUGCCACACUGUUCAAAAAGGUACUGCUUGUCUUCCCAGCAGCUCCCCUCCCUCUGAACUACAGUGGUAUUUGCAGUUGCUGGGCAUGUUUACAAAACAAAAUAAGUAAAAACAACUGUUUGACUUCCCGCCCCCUGUGUUUUAAAUAUUUUAAAAACCAGUUAUGGACCUCAGGCUCUUGUUUGGAGGUUGUAGCAUCACUGAGCUCAGCAUGAGCAGACGCUUCUGAAAGAUGUGAAAUGCUUUCAUUCCCUGCAUUUGGUAUUAAAGAAACCUCUUGAUUUCUGAAGUGCUACACAUGUACUCCUAUCAGGUCCAGGGAAAUGCAAGAAUAGUGGCACACAGGACACUUUGAUAUCAGGGAGACCCAAGCACCUUUCCCAUUAGCUCUGUGCAGGUGUAUUGACAAAACUUUAGUUGUCUGUUGUAAGAGAACAUGAAGCCAAUUGUCUUUAUAUAAUUUGUUAAGCAAUAUCGAAAAGCACAUUUUAAAAAAUAAUAUAUUAUCUUGAAUGCUUAUGCAACUUGGAGUGAGGUGCUUUUUGCAUUUUUUGGGUGUGCAUGCGUCACUUCAAGCUGAUCCUUUCAAAAACCAUAUUGUGGAUUUUUCUUUAAUAAUGGAGGAGAAAACCAAGUCACGUCCCCAGUCCACCAUUUGAUGCCUGAGGAGUUUGGAUUGAAUCGUACAUUGAAGGAACAUGAUAUACAAAGCACAUGCAUCAGCUCAGCUACUUUUUAAUCUGUUCCUUGAUUUGUCCACACUCAGCAGCUUUUUUUUUGGCUGCAAGAGAAAGCCAGUGCAGUGCUUCAGGCAAAGGCGUCACCCAAGCUACCUUAGUUGAUGAAACUAAAGUUGCUUCCUGAGCGUUACUGUCCUGUACAUUGUUGGAUGAGCUGGCUCUGCAUCUGUGGCCAAUUUGGAUGUCUGCAAGUGAUUUACUGUGCUCUGAAAUACAGCUGCUUCAUGUACAGCAUCUGAUCUGGGACCACCACUGGGAGCCGUCCUUCCUGAAAGUGAGGGAGAGAUUAAAGCCAGCUGAAGAAAAAAGGGGUUAUUUUUAUGGUCCCUCAUGAUAUUUUUUUUUCAUUAAUUCUUUUCAUAAAAGAUGGAAAACUCUAAUUCUCCAGCUGAUCUCAGCUCCAGUUUUUACGAGUGGUUUCUUCUUGGUAGUGAGCUAUUGGGAGAGGGCAGGAAGGCUCACAGAGCCUGUGCAAGGGAUUUCAAAAUAGGAGUUAAACCAAAACAAAAUAUUUUUGUGAGUGCUCAGGACUGAAGAAUUAGCAGGGGAAGUUCAUUGAUGAUUUGAAGACAGCAGUCCUUCAAGGUCUUGUGAAUGGGUGAAACCCCACAGGGACAAGCUGAGAAACAGUGAUAUUACAGCAGGGAUCCCAUCUUAUUUUUCUCUUAUUUUCUCAUAGUUAUCUGAGGUAUACUGACCACCUAUCAGAAAGGUUUACUGUCAUCAUGUUUGUUGGCAGCAAGGGGUGUGUCAUGUAGGUACAUGCGAAAAUAUUUGGCAUGAAUAUUAUCAAUAUUCCCUGAAAUGUUACUUAGCCAGUGCUUGGAUAGCAGUACUUGAUACAGUCUACAUACAACCUGUGUCACAGGAAAAAGUAUGGCCCGUCAAGUAGGAAUGUGGGAAUUAAUACAGGGAUUAAUACAAAUUUUCCUUACACAGACCUUGUGCUGAUUUGCAGUGAGGUAUAAAAUGACUGUCAUCAAAGAGGUUGAUCAGAAAAAAGUCAAUACAAAACGAGGUCAGAAAAUAUCAUGUUUCUUACUUUUCAUGAAAACAGAUGGUAUUUUCCCAACUUCUGAGUCUCUGUAAGAAAAAAACAACAACUAUUUUUCAUCUCUUUCAGUGAAAAUUGUCCUGUGUAAAAAUGUGCCAUAAAUGUCUUUCUUCCAACCACAAUUUAUUAAUGUAAACCUCAUGAAUCUACUAUGUAGGACAUAUCCAGCUUUGACUAUUUAGACAAUUUAAAAAAAAAAUCCCUUUUGAUAUUUAUUCUGGCUCAGAAGUGAAGAUAAUAUAAAUAAUGUUAACAUGUUUACAAAACUGAACGGUGCUGGCACAAAUAUGGAAGCAUCGUGUAAGAGAAAAUCACACGCAAAUGUGCAGCACUUAGCAUGACAGUCUUAACAUUUUUGAAAGAAAUUAAUAUAUUUCUUAGUUAUUUCCUUUCCAAAUUAGUGCAUGAGGAGCUGUCCCACAAUAAUAUAUCUGACCUGACAAUGACUUUGUGGGCACGCGCUUAAGGUUGAGAUGUGUGUUUGCAAACUCUCAGUUGGGGGAGGGAGUGCAUGGAACAAAUGGAUCUGUCUCUUGAAUAUUUCUUGGGCAUCGGUGUGUAUCUGACCUUUCCUGAAUCUGAUGAACUUUCCAUGCCAGAAGAGCCUGUAUUCCACAUGUGGACAUUGUGCAGCCACUAAGAAAAAGGACAUUCCUCAAGCAAGCAUGGAAGUGUAUUUCCUCUGCAGUUCUGUGUCUGGUACCCCUUAGUGGCUGCUGUUAGGGGUUGAACAACAGGUUAGCCUGAAGGCUGAAUGUCUCCAAGACCAAGAAGGGUCAGGUUUCUGCUGGAAGAGGCUGUGCUGCAGAUUGCCUGGUACCCCUCUGCUUGUCUGGUUAGUUGUUUGCUCUCUGGGGAAGGGGUGGGACUGGGAAAUCAGUUAAUACUGACAGUGAAUGAUUGGACCAGACUUCACUUCAGUCACAGGGAAGCAAUGCUCACCAGUGGCAAGUGCAGCACCAGCAAAUGUGUCAGGCACUCAAACAACUGGUCUGCUGGGAGAAUGAAGCCUUCAGGAGCAAUACGAUGACUUCUGUGGAGAGCCUCACUGAACUGGGAGAUGAUGUGAUGCUGAAGUCAGCAUUUGGGUGGAGUAUAAAUCCUAAUUUUUAUAGAUACUCGGGUGGAUUUGUUGUCCCAUGUGUCCAUUACACCCAUAAAUACCUGCAUGGUAUAAUUACUGGAAAAGCAAAGUCAGUUAAAGGGAAAAUUAUAGAAAGUUAUAGUAGGACAAGAAGCUUUCACUAAUUGCUAUGAGGGAUGCCAUCCCUGGGGUAAAGCAAAGUGAAUGCAGAAGCAUGGCUAUGAAGGGAAGUCAUCAGCAGUGUCUCGCCUCAGCCUGUGCUGUUCAAUGUACCUGUAAAUGACCAGGGAGAGGGCAAGAGAAAACCUGGGGGUGAUUCUGAUAGAUAGGUAGACAGACAGACAGACAGACAGCUAGCUAGCUGCUGGAGGCUGCCACCAAUACCUGUGAUAGUAAGGAGAAAGGGGACAUGUUCCUGUAGCUCAUUCCUGUCUGUGCUCUUUCAUGAGGCUCUGUGUAACCACAGCAGCUGGUUUUGCUCUAGUAAGAGCAUAGCAGAUAGGAAGAGCAAGACAUUGCAGUACUUGUUCCUUCAUUUAUAAAUUUAAUAGUACUAUUUCUUGCAUUGUAGAGAGGCUUAAGAAAUUUUGAGGGGCCCUUGGGCUGUAGGAGCCUCUUUGCAGAAGAGGACAGGAGCUUAAUAGGUGUGUGAUAAGCAAAAGUUGGCGGGAGGAAGAAGUAUUAUGGCUACCCCAUGCUGCUAUGUGAGAUCACGUUGUGGUUCACCUGGAGCUGGGUGGGAGCUGGCACACAGAGUGCCUCAUGGAGGAAUUACUCAGCAUCUUCCCCAGCCAGAGAAGGCUUUCAAAUAAGAAAACUGGAUGAAAUAAAUAAAUCCAGGAGGCUCAAGCAUCUGCUGGAAACUACUCCUUGCCUCUUUGUUCCAUGGGAGAAAGGAGGUGAGAGGUAAGAGUAGGACCAGGCUCAUAGAGGCAGCAUCCUGAAGGAUCGAUUUUACACACAACUGUGGGUAUGGGUCACAGUCACGGGCCUUGCAGCAGAAAGGACUGGACUCUUCCAGCAUCCCCUGGAGACACCGUGCUUCCUCAUUCAUUCUCGAGAUGGAAGAUAGUGCUGCUUUAACUUGGGCCAGCCAAGAGUGUAGCAGGUCAGGACUGGUUGUAAAACGAUGUAUUCAUCCAUACAGAAAUGCAACAUACUAGUGAAAAUAAUCUUGUAACAGAAAUUCAUCUGGCAGCUUAGGAAGAAAAAUCUUACUGGGCAUUGCAGUGAUGGUGUAGGUUUUCUCUCCUUCCCCCUUUUACCUGCUGUGUCACUUGUGAUCUCUGCAGGCAAGGGACAAUGUUGUGAUCUGUCUGCGACAUAAAAGAUGUUAUUCAGUGCUCAUUAUCAGUAUUGUUUGCUUGGAUUAUAUUGUCUUUUGAGGUUGAAUACACAAUGUAUUAAAAAGCACACAGUAAUAAAAGGUAACAAAUAGUGAAACUACAAAUAUAUUUUGGCCCACUCCUCAACUGCUGUAAAUUAUGCUGUAUGCACUGAAAGCUCCUGAUAAAGUACUGCCUUGUUACAUGGCAUAGUAAAAUAUGUUUAUGCAGGUUUAGGAAGAGACAUUAAUAAAACUAAGACCAUGUGACAGGCCAUUUGAUAAAGUGGCUUAAAAUAAAAAGCUUUCAACAGAGGUAUUCGGCAGGAUGGGUUUAUGAGCUCUCCUCUGCAAAACAGGAAGCUUUGCAGGCUUCCUCCCCAUGGGUCCCUGGGGCUGCCUGCAGAGUGAGUCUCCAAAUUUUUGAGGGCUAGAGCAUGGUCAGAGGUAAGGCAGGAUUAAAACCAGAGCUUGUCUGAGAACCGUGUUAAAGGAUGACAUUUGGCAUGGGCAGGAGGAAGCAACACUUAAUGUCAUUAAAUACUACACACCAACUGUGUUGCUUCACGUAGCACACCUUGGCAUUGGUUACGGGGCAUGAAUUGGGCAGUGAGUCCUUCCCUGAGCUUCUUACCUUUCUUCCUUGUCCUGGUAUGCUAAUGAAAGCCCUGGCCCAGCUCUUUCAUCUUGUCCCAGGUUUUCCUUUGUUGAUGUGGAAAAGGAGCGGGGGAGGGGGCCUGGACUGCAGAAUAAGAGAUAAAGGAAGUUUGUUUUCGGCUGAGUCAGAGGACAGUCAGAUGAAGAGUUUUCUUUGUAACUUAAUAGCUGCAUUAAUCACUAGGACUGCAGCUACUCCCACUGAUGGCUAGAAAAGGGCCUUGGUUUCUUACAACUUUGGUGAUACCAAUGAGUUCUCUGCAAAAGUGCUCUCCUAGCAGGUGCAAUUAGAGUACUUUAAUAGGCAUGCAAGAUGUGGAAAGAUUUUAAAUUGUCUUGCAUUAAACAGCAUAACCUCAGCAGGAAAAAUCUCUUUAUGUAUUUUUAGAUUAAAUGAAAUUAUUCAGUAUAGUAUUACUGUAAUCAGAGCAUCCCUGGGCAACUGGCUAAGAGUAGCUGUUUCUUUAAAGGAAAUAAGGUCUGGACUUGGCAGUGUUACUGUUCAUUGUUGGACUUGGUGAUCUAAGAGGUCCUUUACAAGCUAAAUGUUUCUGUCAUUCUAUGAUAAUGCUAAUGCCUUAUCACAUUGCAUAUACUAACAUGGAGCUUAACGAGAAGCAAUCAGUUUGGUAUGGCCUGGAUGAAAUAAUGGGUUGAAUUUACAGAAGCCUUUGUCUAUGUUUAAACACAAGUGCGUCAGGGUAAUGCAAAUUUCUCCGUUUUCCUUUAAGGAAGGGAGAGGUAAGAUUUCCUUGAGGAACAGUUUAUUCCAGAGAAAGGAAGUUCAGCACUUUACUCACUGGAUUUUGGCAGGUGCCUGUCACUGAAGAUUUUUGAGCUCCUAACUUUCAGCUGGAUCCAUAUCCCUUGGUGCCAAGCAAAGCUUUUCUAAAGUAUCCACCUGAAAAACUAUAAAUCCCAAUGAAAACGAAUGGAACUGGCUAAGGCAUCUUUGGAAUGGUAACAAGGUGGAGGAACUAAAGCGACAGAUUAUUAAUGUGUCUGAAUGAAAAUAGUACAAGAAUGGGGGAAAGUGGGCUAGGAGAUUACAAACCCCUGAAUUACUUACUUCAGUCCUACUCUUCUUGUCAAUACUGCCGUCUUUAGACCCCCAAGUGCUGAAUUGUCCCAGUUUAUUUUUGUGUGGGCGGGCUCAGCCUCUGCCGUGAGCAGGGACACGUUCAGUGCCUCUAGAAUCAGUGACUUUACUUCCCCCGCCCCUCGGCAUCUCCUGUCAGUGCCUGCAUAGGUAGCAGGUUGCAGCAGCAGUGUCAGCGGCUCCCCAGUCCGACCCUCCCUCACCCUCUUUGUCCGGAGCUUACCCUCUCCUACCUGGCCACACUGACAGUUCCCACCUAAAAAAGCCUAAAGGCUUUUCUUUCUGCCCUGUGUUUACUGGAGCUACGUAAUGUCUACAGUAUGCACAGCACAUAGGCUUCAGUUUCUAUUUAUCUGUUUGGCUAGACCACAUGAGUUUUUACAUCCCCCUGUAAAAGUUACAUCUUCUCAAUCUCCCUAAGUCUCACAGAUGAAUACAUGCAAUCCCACCCACUCCCAGCACCACACUGGCAGUGCAGGCAUUGCUCCUAUCCAGCUGUUGCUGCAGGGUCUGUUUUAUGCCACCAUAGGCUUUUUUUUUUUUUUUUUCUUCCCCACCUCUCUCUCUCUCUCUCCUUUUUUGUUGCUGGCACUGUGAUUGCCAACCUGGCCAGUCAUUUUCAGUCCAGAAGGCAACUGAGUACUGGGGAGGAGCUGGAGGGUGUGCAGACAGAGAGUAGCAUGCAUUUCUGGCUCUCUGGUGCAACACUGUGGCAGGGCAGACCUGUAGCUGCCAAGGGCAGGGGUCAUUUCCUCAAGUGUGGAAGGCGAAAAGCUGAGUGGAUCCUUGUUCUAAAGCACUCCCUCUCUACUGGUUGGCCAUGUGGGUUUAUUUUCUAUCUUUAUUGUGGUCCCUCUAUAAUUGCAGCUUGCCAGACCUGUAAAAAUAGUACCUCAUGCUCUCUGCAGGUCUAACUUGCAGCCAUCGGUGGCAGAAGCAACACAGGCAGCCUUCCAGUGGCAUGUUCCUACCUGUAACUCAGUGUGAAUGAUGGUUUAUUGAUAGUGAGGGGAUGGGGGGGGUGGAACCUGCCUGCCUCCCACACCCAUUGCUCUGUGCCAGAACAGCUUCAUGGGAGCUGGGAGCUGUGUCAGGGAUGUGAGAGGCAAAUUCUCCCCUCCUAGCCCAGGACAAGGGCCUGGCCUUUGAAAAGCUCAGACAUAGUGUAGCUUCGGAAAAAAAUGGGAAAUAGGUUGCCUUGGGGGUGUUUGGCUUGCAUAUUCAUGUGGCUUUUUUUUGUUUUGAGACCAAAAACUACUGGCUGGUCAGGGUGAAAGUCUUUCACAUCUAAAUGUGUGAUGGAAAUGCCUGUGGAAUAGGCUUGGAAGACAUGGAAACUUGCAACCUGCAUUUCUAUUCUUUGCAAGUUUACUCUGUAGGUCCUGAAACAUUGCCUACUAGAGAUUCUGGAAGAUUCCCUCCAAAAGAUGGAUUUCUAGCUGUUGACUAGAAAUCAGAUCACUUCUCAUUGGUAUAGAGGGGAAAAUAAUUCAUUUUCUUCUCUUAAAAAGCAAAUUGUUCUUAGCAUUGUUACAAUCAUAUUUAUCAGGGCAUUAUCCAAACUUUUCCUAUUUUCACAAGAAAUAUUUCUUUAUGAAGACCCCUGCCAGGGGGAGAGUGCUGGAGCUAGAUAACAAGCGAAGUCCAGCAAAAGUUGGAGCCUCUCUGCUCCUUUCCACAUUGAAUUUGCUCACCUCAGCUCUCUACUUUCCACACUGACGUACAUUCCUAGCCUCGCUAUUUCACGUGGAGUUGAUGGUAAAUAGUGUUACUCCAGGAAUCAUAUGAAGAAGGAAGGUGGGCUGCAGCCAGCAUAGCCAGGACAUAUAUAGACAUGAAGGAGAUAAAGCCACACAUUAUUUGCAAGCAGCAAUUUCUGAUAUCCAGUGGGUAGCUGCAGUGCAGCAAAUCCAUUCCUUGUCCACAGCCACUGAUAUCAACAGAUUUAAAUGCAAGAUGUGUUUGGCUCAGUGGGUGGAAUCGAACAUUUAUCUAAUCUGGUCUUUUUCAAAUGAGCGUCCAGGAUCACAGGUUGCAGAGAGAGGUCACUGUCCUCCCUGGACCUCCCAAGCAAGCUACAGGAACCUGGGGAGCAGGGUAGGGGCCUCAGCUCUCCCAGGUGACGUGAGAGAGGGCAGAGGGCCUCAUCCUUACCUCCUUCUCAUGCCUUUUAAUCAGCCAGAACUCAAACAAUCUUAUUGAGGACUGGGGUCAUUUUCAUUUCCUGGGUUGGAGGGUGGAGACUUGCCUGUAUUUUCCAGUUCUUUAGGAGGUGUGAAGACAACAGAUACAACACAAGAGACCCCAAAUGGAUCAUGCUGUAAAAAGAAAGGUAAGUUGUCUUACCUUAAGACUGCACCUUAGAAACAUAGCAAACUCAUAAUCCAAAAAGGCGUUUUUGUGCCAAAUUCUUCUAUGUAAGCAAUAAACCUGUUUCAUUCAUAAAUCAAAUAUUUGUGCAGGCUGCAUGUUUGUGCAAACUGAGCUUAUACACCAGUCACUAAAAUUAGUCUCCAGUUCUUUUGCAUCUCAGGAGACCUUGUUUCUAUUCUGCAUAAAUGGAAGCACUAAAAAUUAUGCCUGCAAUGUGGAUGUACACUUACAUUUGUUAGUCUAAGCUGAGAUUUAGAUAUAAGAAUACCUAGCUGGUGCCAGACAGUACCUAAUCUUAUACUAAGUCCUCCAAGGUACCAUAGGCAUGGAGUGCUAAUUCUCAGGCUAUGAAAGAUGAAAUUAAUUUCCUUUUCUUCUAUUAAUCAGAGGAGACCAGGUCAAGCAGUUAAUUCUCCACACCACUCUUGGCCCACAAGAGGCUGAGUGUGCAUCAACAAUGAGCAAGUCCAGCUCAUUUUGGAGCUCAGGAGAGACAGGAGUUUGCUUCCCACUGAUGGGAUGAUGAAUGCAAUGGAAAAUCCUGCUUGUUUCAGCCAGAGCUCCUGGAGGCAAAGGGACCGUGCUGCAGGAGGACCUCCAUGAGGAUUUCUUGGUUUUGGCCAUGCUCCAUCUUACCCCUCCUCUUUUCAGAAGUCAGAAUGGGACCUGUACAGUGUCCAGACGCCAGAACACCAUCCAGGAGCUUUUGCAAAACUGUUCGGAUUGCCUGAUGCGAGCUGAGCUCAUAGUACAACCCGAAUUGAAAUAUGGGGAUGGUGUCCAGAUUAGAGGGAACAGAGAUCUGGAAGAGUGUUUUGCACAGGCAAAUGACCAAAUGGAUAUCCUGGAUGGGCUGAUCAGAGAGAUGAGGCAGAUGGGCCAGCCCUGUGACAUGUAUCAAAAGAGGCUGCUUCAGCUUCAAGAGCAAAUGCGUGCCCUGUACAAAGCCAUCAGCGUUCCCCGUGCCAGGAGGGCCAGCUCCAAAGGCGGUGGUUGCUUCUCCUCUCAGAGUGGCUCAGGCUGGGAUGAAUACACAAAACGUGUCACAAGUGAAUGUCUAAACUGGAUGAGGCAGCAGAAGGCUGAAAUGGAGCUAGUGAAGUGGGGGUUUGAUGCAGCAUCCAUUGAGCAACAAAUAGGCGACCAUAGGAGAACUCACAAUGCCAUUGGAGACUAUCGUUGGCACUUGGACAAAGUCAAAACAGAUCUGCGGGAGAAGGCUGCGGUUCAUCAGCUGGAGGAAGAAUAUGAAGGCCUACUGAAAUACUCCUUUGAGAGAAUGGAUCAGCUUCGUCAAUUCCAGAACCUCAUUCAGGCCACCAGCAGAGAGAUCAUGUGGAUCAAUGACUGUGAGGAGGAGGAGCUUCUCUAUGACUGGAGUGACAGGAACACUGAUAUUGCCAGGAAGCAGGAGUCCUUCUCUAAACGCAUGAGUGAACUGGAGCUGAAAGAAAAAGAACUCAACAAGCUAAAGCAAGAAAGUGACCAGCUAGUGCUCAACCAGCAUCCUGCUUCAGACAAGAUCGAGGCCUACAUGGAUACAUUGCAAACUCAGUGGAGCUGGAUUCUUCAAAUCACCAAAUGUAUUGAUGUUCAUCUGAAAGAGAAUGCAGCUUACUUUCAGUUCUUUGAAGAGGCCCAAGCCACAGAGUGCUACCUGAAAAACUUACAAGACUCCAUCAGAAAGAAGUUCAUCUGUGAUAAGAGCAUGUCACUGCAGUCUUUGCUGGAGCAGAUCAAGGAGCUGGAGAAUGAACGAGAGAGAAUUCUUGAAUAUAAGAGGCAAGUGCAGAGUUUGGUGAACAAAUCCAAGAAGAUUGUGCAGCUGAAGCCACGUAACCCAGACUACCGGAGUAACAAGCCCAUUAUCCUCAAGGCUCUGUGUGACUACAAACAGGAUCUGAAAACAGUGCGCAAAGGAGAUGAAUGUAUCCUGAAGGACAAUAAUGAGCGCAGCAAGUGGCUGGUGACUGGCCCUGGAGGAGUGGAUAUGCUGGUGCCAUCUGUCAGUCUUAUCAUCCCACCCCCCAAUCCAUUAGCAGUCGAUCUUGCUACAAAAAUUGAGCAAUACUACGAAGCUAUUUUAGCUUUGUGGAACCAACUGUAUAUCAACAUGAAGAGCCUGGUGUCUUGGCACUAUUGCAUGAUCGACAUUGAGAAGAUCAGAGCGAUGACUAUUGCCAAGCUGAAAACAAUGCGUAAGGAAGAUUACCAGAAAAUAAUAACUGACCUGGAGAUCCAUUAUCAAGAGUUCCUCAGGAAUAGCCAAGGCUCAGAGAUGUUUGGUGAUGAAGACAAACGAAAGAUCCAGACCCAGUUCACUGAUGCUCAGAAGCACUACCAAACCUUGAUUAUACAACUGCCUAAUCAACCACGACAGCCACAAACAGUGGUCCCAACUGAGUCCUGUCCUGUGGGUUCCUCAAACACCGUUAUCAUUAAUGAGAGAAACCGAGAGCAUGAGAAGCAGGAGGCCUGGCUGCUGAUGGAGCUUCAGAAACUUCGGCGUCAGAUUGAAGCUUCUGAGAUUCAGAUGGUUCAAAGAGCUCCUCUGGGAGUGGAUCAAGGGGCUAUGCAUGACUUUUCAGUCAGAAUAAAGGAUUUAGAGGGUGUGCAGAAUGACUCUCAAAUAAUGGCUGAAACCCUCAAUAAGCAUAAGGACUUGCUGCCUAACUUCAGAGGCUCUGAAAAAUAUGUGUACUUGCAAUCAGAGAUAAAUGCUCUAUUUCAGAAGCUGGAAAAUAUUAAUGGUGUUUCUGCUGGCUACUUAGACAGCUUGAAUGCACUGAGGUGUCUGCUCCAGGUUAUUCUACAAACAGAAGACGUGAUCAGAGUUUUUGAAGUCAGGCUGUCUGAAGAAGAGACUAUUCCUUUGGAUCUUGAUAAAGUAGAGGCUUAUCGGGCUUGUCUGAAGAAAAUGAAAGCAGACCUAAAUAUGAAGAAGUCACUACUGAAUACCUUGGAAAAUGAGCUGCAGAGAACACUUCAGAUUCACUCACAGUCUUGCCAGUCAUAUACUCUGUAUGACAUGGACAUUGGAAAGUACUGUGACAAAGUUACCCAGCUAAUAGACCGCUGGCAGAGAGCUGAUAAGCAGAUAGAUAACAGAUCGUGGGAUUUAGAAAGGCAGAUCAAACAGCUGAAAACUUACCGAGAUCUCUACCAGGCUCUGUGCAAAUGGAUCUGUGAUGCCAAGCGCCGGCAGGAUUCUAUUGAGUCCAUGAAGCUGUGCGAUUCCAACACUAUCAUGAGAUAUCUACAUGAUCAGAAGAACUUGCACAGUGAAAUCUGUGGGAAGCGAGACAAAGUUGAGGAGCUUCUCAAGCAUGCAGAUCAGUGCUCAGCUGCAAUUAAGGACUAUGAACUACAGGUUGCUUCCUAUAGUUCGGGAUUAGAAACGUUGCUCAACAUACCUAUCAAGAAGAGUGUGGUUCAGUCUCCUGCAGUGCUGAUUCUACAAGAGGCUAACGAGGCUCAGUCUCGUUAUAUAGAGCUUCUUACAAGAUCAGGAGAUUAUUACAGAUUCUUGAGUGAAAUGUUAAAGAGUAUGGAGGACUUAAAGAUGAAAAACACCAAAAUUGAACUCCUGGAAGAAGAACUCAGGCUUGCUAGGGAUUCAAAUUCAGAGACAAGCAACAAACAUAAAUUCCUGGAGCAAAAUCUGCAGAAGUACCAGAUGGAUAUUUCUCAGCUCAAGGCAAAGCUGAUGAGUUUGGAGGAGAUGAAAAGACAAGCUGAAAUGGAUGGAAAUUCUGCUAAGCAAAACCUAGACAAAUGCUAUGCCCAAAUAAAGGAUCUAAAUGACAGAAUAACCAGGUUGACUUAUGAGAUUGAAGAUGAGAAAAGGAAAAGGAAGUUGCUGGAGGAUAGAUAUGAGCAGCAGAAGAAUGACUAUGACCAGCUGCAAAAAACAAGACAAAAUGAGAAAGACAGCCUUGGCUGGCAAAAGUUAGAGUCUGAGAAGGUCAUCAAGGAGAAGGAGUACGAGAUAGAAAGAUUAAGGGUUCUUCUUCAGGACGAAGGCACACGGAAGAGGGAAUAUGAAAAUGAGCUGGCUAAGGUAAGAAACCAGUUUAGCGAGGAGAUGAGUAAUUUAAAGAACAAGUAUGAAACAGAAAUUAAUAUUAAGAAGACCACAAUCCAGCAGAUAGCUGCACAGAAAGAUGAUGAUGCCAAAGGCCUCAGAGCCCAGGUUGACAGACUGACAAGAGAAAACAGAGACCUUAAGGAUGAGAUUGUGAGGCUGAAUGAUGCCAUUCUGCAAACGACAGAUCAACGGCGCAGGGCAGAAGAAGAUGCUCUUCAGCAGAAGGCUUGCAGUUCUGAGGUGUCACAGCAAAAGCAUCAGUUAGAGCUGGAGCUGAAACAGAUCAUUCAGCUUCGUGGCGAAGAUAACUCAAGAUACAAGCAGGCUCUUGAGGAGGCUGCCUCAACUAUUCAGGAUAAAACUAAGGAGCUGGAAAGGCUAAAGCUUCAGCUUCAGGAAGAGGCUAAAAGCCGAUGGGAACUUGAAAAUGAAUUGGCUAAGGUAAGAAACAGUUAUGAUGAGGAAAUUAUUAGUUUAAAGAACAAAUAUGAAACUGAGAUUAAUAUCACAAAGAACACAAUUCACCAGGUCACCAUGCAAAAGGAAGAGGAGACAAAUAAUUAUAGAACACAGCUUGAUAAUGCCAUGAGAGAAAAUAGGAAUUUGUGUGAGGAAAUUAGGAGACUGAAGAAUACAAUAAGUCAGACAACAGAUAAUCUACGGAAAAUAGAAGAGAAUGCUCAGCAGCAGAAGGCAGCUGGCUCAGAGCUUUCUCAGAAGAAACAGCAGCUGGAGAUUGAGCUAAAACAAGUUAUUCAGAGGCAUUCUGAUGAAAGCAUGCGGUACAAGCAGUCACUUGAUGAUGCUUCUAAGACCAUUAAGGAAAGAAACAAGGAGAUUGAAAGGCUGAGAAAGUUGUUGGAUGUAGAAACAAGUCAGAGGAAAGAAGUGGAGGAUGAGAACAGUCAGUUAAAAAGAGUCCAGUUUGACCUGCAGAAAGCAAACACAAGUGCUACUGAGACAAUUAGCAAGCUGAGGAUCCAAGAGCAGGAACUGGCCAGACUGAAAAUUGACUAUGAAAGAGUUUCACAGGAGAAAAAAGGCAGGGAUCAAGAAAGUGCAAAGUUCCAGAGCACUGUGAAAGACUUGCAGAUCCAGAAACAUAAGCUGGAGGAGGAACUUUGCAGACAGAAUAAAAAUUUAAUGGAGGAGACGUCCAGGAGGAAGAAACUAGAGGAGGAAAUAGAAGGCAUGAGGAGAUCUCUCAGAGACCAAUCAGUUAAAAUAACUAAUCUCACACAGCAGAUAGAGGAAGUAUCUAUUGUAAAGAAGAGAAAUGAAGAUGACCUUAGACACCAAAGAGAAGUAUUAGAUGGUCAUGUGAGAGAGAAGCAAAGAUACAUGGAGGAGAUAAGAAAAUACACAUCCGAUAUUGAGACUUUACGUCGUCAGUUGGUCCAAGAACAAGAGCAAUUGAAACAAGCUCACCUACGAUAUGAGCACUUACAGAAAACCUCUGAGGAAAAAAGCAAAGCCUUGAAUGAGUGCAAAAUAGAAAUUGAAAGGCUUCAAUCUCUCACCGAGAACCUAACGAAGGAACACUUGUUACUGGAGGAAGAGCUGCGAAAUGUUAGAUUGGAGUACGAUGAUCUCAGAAUGGUCAGAAAUGAAGUUGAUGAGAAAAAUACCACCAUUGCUGAACUAAAGAAUCAGCUUCAAAUGAGCAGCAAGCAAACCCUGGAACUUCAGGGGUUGAUUAAUGAUUUACAGAAAGAAAGGGAAAAAUUGAGACAGGAAAUUGAAAAAUUCCAAAAGCAAGCUCUAGAGGCAUCCAAUAGGAUCCAAGAAUCCAAAAAUCAGUAUAGUCACAUUAUGCAAGAAAGAGAAACCCUGCUGAUAAAAAUGAGCGCUUUGGAGCAAGACAAAGCCAGGCUGCAGAGAUUAGAAGAGGAGCUGAACCGUUUGAAAGUUACCCUGGAAUCAGAGUCACGUUUGAAGCAGCGCCUGGAAAGUGAGAAGCAACAAAUACUGAAUGACCUCAAUCAAUGGAAGAGCCAACACUCCCGAACAGAGGAAUCAAUAAGGAAGAUCCAAUGUGAAAGAGAGAAGAGUGAGAGGGAGAAGAAUAGCCUGAGGAGUGAGAUUGAAAGGCUGCAGAUGGAAAUCAAACGGAUUGAGGAGAGAUAUCGGUGCAGACUGGAAGAGACUGCUGUCAAAAACCAGUCGGAGCUGGAGUCCGAGCGUCUCAGGCUGCAAAGAGAGAUUGAGAAACUGAAGCAACGCCCAUAUGGUUCUCACAGAUCUACACAGACAGAGGAAGACUUUUGUAUUGAUGCCUCCAAGCUGCUGUUCAGUGGGCUGCGGAAGAAGAUUACAGCCAUGCAGCUGUAUGAGUGUCAGCUGAUAGACAAACUCACGCUGGAUAAACUGCUGAAGGGGCAGAGGUCAGUGGAAGAAGUCGCAGCUGACAUUGAGCCCUACCUCAAAGGGGCAGGUGCUAUUGCAGGGGUGUCACUUUCACCCAGACAGAAGUACUCAUUCGUGGAGGCCAAACGGAACCAGCUGCUUACAGCAGAAAAUGCAGUCCUGCUCUUAGAAGCCCAGGCAGCAACAGGAGGUGUGAUAGACCCGCACCGGAAUGAGAUGUUAACCGUGGACAGUGCUAUUGCCAGAGAUCUGAUCGACUUUGAUGACAGAGAACAAAUCUAUACAGCAGAAAAGGCUAUUACAGGAUUUAAAGAUCCUUUCUCAGGCAAAACCGUGCCAGUAUCUGAAGCCAUCAAGAAAAAUUUGGUUGACAGAGAAACUGGGAUUCGUCUGCUGGAAGCCCAGCUGGCUGUAGGAGGGAUUGUUGAUCCUGUCAACAGUGUUUUCCUACCCAAAGAUAUAGCUUUAUCUCGUGGGUUGAUUGACAAAGACCUGUACAGGUUGCUGAGCAACUGCCAAGGCAAUGCAAAGAACUUCAUUGAUCCCACCACCAAAAAGGCAGUCACUUACAUGCAGCUGAAGGAAAAAUGCAGGAUUGAACCACACACUGGUCUGCUCCUCCUUCCAGUGCAGAAGAGGAGUAUGUCCUUCCAAGGGAUCAGGCAGCCUGUCUCAGCAGAUGCACUGCUUGAGGCUGGAAUAAUUAAGGAAUCAACAAGGAACGACUUGGAAAGAGGUGCAAUUACAGUGGAAGAAGUGAGCGAGAGAAUUAUUGAUUUCCUUCAGGGCUCUAGCUGUAUUGCUGGUAUCUAUAAUGAGGCUACUAAAGAGAAACUUGGCAUUUACCAGGCUAUGAAAAUAGGUUUGGUUAGGCCGGGGACAGCCCUUGAACUCCUAGAAGCCCAGGCAGCCACAGGGUUCAUAGUGGAUCCUGUCAGCAACGUGAGGCUGCCCGUUGAGGAAGCUUACAAAAGAGGCCUUGUUGGCAUUGAAUUUAAAGAGAAACUCCUCUCUGCUGAAAGAGCUGUCACUGGGUACAAAGACCCAGAAACUGGAAACAUCAUUUCUCUGUUCCAAGCAAUGAACAAAGAGCUCAUAGAGAGAGGCCAUGGCAUUCGUCUGCUGGAGGCCCAGAUUGCUACUGGAGGAAUCAUUGACCCCAAAGAGAGCUACCGCUUGCCAGUAGAGACGGCCUACAAACGCGGCUACUUCAAUGAAGAGCUCAACCAGAUCCUUAGUGAUCCAAGUGAUGACACCAAAGGGUUCUUUGAUCCCAACACAGAGGAAAACUUGACCUACUUGCAACUGAAAGAAAGAUGCAUAAAGGAUGAUGCAACAGGGCUCUGCCUUCUACCCCUGAGAGAGAAGAAGAAGGUGGUGCACACCUCACAGAAGAACACCCUUAGGAAGCGCAGGGUUGUCAUUGUAGAUCCAGAAACAAACAGGGAAAUGUCCGUGCAAGAGGCGUACAGUAAAGGCCUCAUUGAUUAUGACACCUAUACAGAACUAGCUGAACAGGAGUGUGAGUGGGAAGAAAUAACUAUUACAGGAUCAGAUGGCAGCAGCAGAGUAGUCCUUGUUGACAGAAAAACAGGUAGCCAGUAUGACAUCCAAGAUGCUAUUGAUAAAGGUCUGGUGGAGAGGAAGUUUUUUGACCAGUACCGUUCUGGCAGUUUAAGCCUGACGCAGUUUGCAGACAUGAUUUCCUGCCGUAACGGCACUGAUGAGGUGUUCCGGCAUGAGUCCGUGACUCGGUCUCCCACAGUGCUGAGUGUCAGGAGUUCUUCUUCGCUGAUCAGGAGUGGUUCUUUCUCAGAGACCCCGGAUGAGUGCAGCCCUAUCGCAGCCAUAUUUGACACAGAAAACCUGGAGAAAAUCUCCAUUUCAGAAGCUAUACAGCGGGGCAUUGUGGAUAGCAUCACCGGGCAGCGGUUACUCGAAGCCCAGGCCUGCACAGGGGGCAUAAUAUGCCCUACUACCGGCCAGAGGCUUUCGCUUCAGGAAGCCACUGCUCAAGGCAUCAUUGAUCAGGAUAUGGCCACACGUCUCAAGCCAGCCCAGAAGGCCUUCAUAGGGUUUGAAGGCAUAAAGGGCGGACGGAAGAGGAUGUCUGCAGCUGAAGCAGUGAAGGAAAAAUGGCUGCCUUAUGAGGCCGGGCAGCGGUUCCUUGAAUUCCAGUACCUCACUGGAGGUCUUGUGGACCCAGAAGUGCGUGGAAGAAUAAGUAUUGAAGAAGCCAUUAGAAACGGAUUGAUUGACGGUCGCGCUGCCCAGAAAUUACAAGACACCAACAGCUAUCCCAAAAUUCUGACCUGCCCCAAGACCAAGCUGAAAAUAUCCUACAAAGAUGCAAUGAAUCGGUCAAUGGUGGAAGACAUCACAGGGCUUAAACUCUUGGAAGCAGCCUCUGUUUCCUCUAAAGGCAUAUCCAGUCCCUACAAUGUCUCCUCUGCACCCGGCUCUCGCUCUGGCUCUCGCUCUGGCUCACGUUCAGGCUCACGCAGUGGGUCUAGGAGGGGAAGCUUCGAUGCAUCAUCAAGCUCUUCAUAUUCUUAUUCAUAUUCAGCCUUCAGCAGUGGGUCUAUUGGGCGCUAACAGGGGAUGUGUCUGCAUUUUAUUGUCUUUUAGAUUAUUCUCUCACUCCUUUCCUAAAAGAAAAAAAAACAUCAACAAAGUAACCCAAAGCAAAGCCUUGAACUUCUUCUUCUGAAAAAGCUGUAAAAUGCUUGAAUGCAAACUUGCAAAUUAGGGAAUGCAAAAGUAAUAUUUGUGAAUUUUGAGUUUCAGUUCCAUUUCCUUUUAGUGUUUGGAUUUUAAUAGGUCUCUGUAUAUUUUAAAUACUGUGUUGUGUCUUUUCCUGUUAUCCAUAACUGUCAACCCAUAAGGUGAUAACUGAGGUUUGAAAGUCUUGCAGUAGUUAACUUUUUUCCCACAUAGACCUUUUUCAAUUUGCUAUUAUGAAGAAAAACAUAUUAACAACAUGAACAGAAAAUGCCCUUAAUAUUGGUUUAGAAUCUAUACCAUAAACAUGAAGCUGUCUUUCAGAUGCUCUACUUCUUUAUGUUUGGCUAGUCAUUUUCUGAAGUAUAGCUUGGUGAAUAUAAAGGGCUAUUAUUGGGCUGGGCUUUUGUUUUACUGUUACCCAUAUACCUUUUCUACUGUUUUGCUUGAUUUCCCUGUAACGAAAAAAACAAUAAAAAGUAAAUGCACCAUGUGACCUAUUCUGGGCAAUAAACUUCUGAAGUUUUAAAGUA
Messenger RNA from Myiozetetes cayanensis, 27436 nucleotides. It is a transcript of the gene DSP, whose product is annotated as desmoplakin. The coding region runs from base 18255 to 26777 and encodes 2840 amino acids. The transcript is spliced from 24 exons. Gene Ontology annotation, biological process: skin development; cell-cell adhesion; intermediate filament cytoskeleton organization. Gene Ontology annotation, molecular function: structural molecule activity; protein binding. The record is from RefSeq and is a predicted model, not a curated record. Lineage: Eukaryota; Metazoa; Chordata; Aves; Passeriformes; Tyrannidae. Gene Ontology annotation, cellular component: intercalated disc; cytoskeleton; plasma membrane.